Molecule: messenger RNA, 717 nt
Organism: Drechmeria coniospora
Lineage: Eukaryota; Fungi; Ascomycota; Sordariomycetes; Hypocreales; Ophiocordycipitaceae
Product: G-patch domain protein
Exons: 1
Coding region: 1-717 (238 amino acids)
Molecular function (GO): nucleic acid binding
Source: RefSeq, a predicted model, not a curated record
AUGCGACGGACGAGGGAGCAAGACGAUGAAGAUGAUGACAUUCCUCUGCACCGCAAGAAACCAUUCGGAGCUGGCCUGAAGCGGAAGCGAGUCGAGUUUGUGCCCGCCACCGAUGCUGAUUCCGGAAUCUCGCCCUCUGGGUCGGCGGCGGCGGACAAAGGACUCGCCAUCGGCGAUCUCUAUGCCAGAGUCGUCCUAGGCAACCGGUCCGCCUCCGGCUCCGGUUCCGUCUCCGGCACUGACGCGCAGGCAGCGACGGCGGGCGUGGAACUGGCGUCUGUUUGCUCCGUCUGCUCGCUCCCGAUCACGACAUCGAUCCGGCAGCAUGAAGCAUCGCUCGCCCACCAGGUCAGCCUAGCGCACUCACACCCGCCCUCCGGUCUGGAUCGAAGCCGUAUGGGACUACGGGCGCUCCAGCUGCAAGGCUGGGACCCUGAUGCGCGCCGCGGGCUCGGAGCAGAGGGCGAUGGAUUACGAUUCCCCAUCAAGGUUGCCGCCAAGGACGACCAGCUCGGCAUCGGCGCCGCGUCACAGGCUCCGAACAAGGCCGAUGGGAAACAGGACGUGUCGCAAGCACGGAGGCAAAUGUCAGCCAAGGAGAGAAAGGCGUUGGCCUUGCAAGAGCGGCAAAAGGCCGACCGACUGCAAGCCGAGAUGUACGGCAGCCUCGACGUCGAGAGCAUUCUACGGGGGAACGGUGCCGACAAUGACAUCUAG